Acanthocheilonema viteae is the source of this 3387-nucleotide messenger RNA. The record is from the annotation of a GenBank genome assembly. Lineage: Eukaryota; Metazoa; Nematoda; Chromadorea; Rhabditida; Onchocercidae.
AUGCCCAAUACAAAAAGAAAAAAACAAGUGGCAACUAUCAAGAAUGAUUUGGAUGAGAAUCAUAUUACGAGAAUUGAAAGAAUGGCCGAAAUUGCUGCGACAAUAUCAGGAACUCCAUCACCUUCACAAAUUGCUGCAAUAUUGUACUUGCGCGAUUUAAAUAAUCGGAUAACUUUAGAUCAAUGUCGCACAGUUAUCGAUGGAACUUCUAACGAAUUUGUUAUAUGUGCAAUGAUUGAAAAUGCUGUUUUAAUCAUCCUUAAAAAAUGGGCAAUUUUAGAGCCUUCAUUGAAGAAAGAUUAUUUUGAUUACUUUCUUGGAUGUGCUUUGUUCAAGCACAGAAAAUCGACGGCUGUCCGGAAAGGAAUGAUAAAAGCAUGCGCUAAAUUACUGAAACGAUCUGUUUUUGACGGUCAUGCGUGUAAUUUCGAUUUAUUAGCAGCGAAAUUUUAUGUCAUGCUAACAGACGAAAAUGUGGAAUUUCAUCAUAUAACGUAUGAAUUCUUCCUUAAAAUUUUGGAUGAAUUUGAUGAGUAUUGGAGAAUAGCCGAUCUUGGCAUCUCUUAUGAUUUUCAGUACAGAGCGAAGCUUUCUUUUGAGUUAAGUAUGACGGAACAUUUCCUGCGAAUCUCAAAUAUUAUUUUUUCGCGAAAUUUUGGAAUUCAUCAUUUAUCACGAAAAAGCGGUAUGUCAGUAGCAGGACCACCGAAGACAUGGAGAGCGAUAUUCUUAUGGAAGGAAUUUUUGCAACUUUUCUUUAUUUUACACAGAUUCCUUCGUAACAAUAACACCCUUUCAACGCUUACAACAAGUUGCAUAACUCAACUGAUGUCGAUAAGUAACGUCGUCUUACCUGAUGUACCAGCUAAUCCGAAUUCUGAAAUGAUAUCCAUUCCGGAUGUUCCCUAUACCACAGCAUACAAUAGAUAUACAUCCGAUCUUCUCUCACUUUUCGUCUGGACAUUCAACACGCAAGCAGUAAUGCCGGAUGUAUAUACUUAUAGUAUGAUGAUUAGUAAUAUAUUAGCAAAUCAUUCAAUUCAUUCACUUGCACGAGCUGAAGCAUCAUUUGCCACUUUUUUAUCAUUCAUUCCGCUACUGACGGAAUCUUUUACAUUAAAAUUAUCAUAUAUGAGUGAAAAAAGUGAAAAUGAAGAGGGUGAGGAGAAGGAUGAAAAAGGAACGAAAAAUGUCCCAGCACGAAGGUGCAACGCGACCUUAAAAUGGGCCUACAUUAGUGCCUUACAAAAUUUGUUCAAAGGAUGGUUAAUUGUUUUGCAAAAUUCAGAAUUCAUCGUUGAAGUGAUGAGUUAUGCGAUUGAUUUCGCUCAAAUAACAAUCUUAAUGAUUUCAGCAUUUAUGCAAAUGAUAUUUUCUAUUCCAUUUGGUGAGCGCGAAGAGGUUACAUCACCUUUGCCUGAUCGUGAAAUUUUCAAAGAAAUAUUAAUAAAAAUUGGAUUGUUUUCAUCUUAUUAUUUAGAUGAAAUGCUAUCAAAAAUAUAUACAAUACUUGCUGAAACACUUGAAGAAUUUUUAUCAACGUUGGAAAUAGGAAUGUGUAUGGAAGAUUUGGAAAAUUUUCGAGAAAAUAUGCAUUGGAUUUUACUUAUUAUUGGUCAUGUAUUGGUAGAGGAAGAUGAAGAUCGUAAUUAUGUAUGGCAAAGCAAAUUAUUAGUUUAUUAUGAUGACACUGUAGCGGGAAGCAAAUCGAUAGACGUCGAUAAAUAUGCAUCAUAUAUGGAAGCAUGCAUCAAUACACCUCAGUUGUUAACUGAUCCAUCAGAAAUCGAUCUUGUAAUAAAAAUUGUUGGUACUGUAUUUGCUUGGUGUUCGAUUGAGGAUACGUUGCUAAAAGAACAUGGAAUGACAGCGAUAAGUGUGGAAUUAUGUAAUACAUCGUUGUGGUGCAUGAGACGAUUACUUUCCGCGAUUGGAUUACACAUUCAAAAAUCGGAUAAAGGAAAUCAAUUAGCUGAAGUAUCACAAAAUAUUACCCAAAUAUUGGUUGAUUUUGCUUUGCAAAAAUCAUUCCGGAUCUUCAACAUAAUACCGGAUGAAAAAAAGACAUGUAUGGAUGCUGUUGAAUUACUUUCUACUUUGGCACAUACAUUGUAUUGCGAAACAUCAAAGAGUAUUUUUUUAUUUUCAUAUUUAUCAACGAUCAAAACUGAUCAAAUAUCAGUUCGUUCGUCUGUGUUAAAAGCAUUAUUACAAAUUGGCGGUAUAGUUGGUGACGAAGUGAAGCAGAAAACUUUAUAUGAAAUGAUUUUAAUACCUAUAAGGACUAAAUUCAUGUCAAUGUGUGAAAAUUGGUUAAAAACAGACGAGAAAUUUGACGAUUUACUGGAGUGUUUUUGUGUUGUAGCUGAUGGCAUUCAAAAAUGUUCGGCGGAAUUUUUACUCGCAUAUCUAAAACCAAUUUUAAAAUGUUCUGUCUCUCUAUUAUCGAUGUACAAGAAUUCAACAAUUAUUGUCAAUGCUGUUCUUCAACUUUUUGAUUGCUUAACGAAACGAAUAUAUGUGUACUGUGAUAGUCAUCAGAUUAUGUCAUCUCUUUAUGGGGUACUGUUAUCUGUUAUUCAAACCUACGAAAAAGAGCAGAAUGAACGUUACAGAAAUUUGGAUGAUAAGGAAAAAGCAUCAGAGUUGGUACUUCUAUUGGAAAUUCUUACAAAUAUUUUGGAUAAAAGAAAUCGACCGGUCAAUUUGUUAACUGGUAAGACAGAAUUUACCGAAAAUCGUUCACGCAUUAUCGUAACAGCGUGGAAUAUGAUAAUACGUGUAGUGGAACCUGAACAUUUCAAAACACCUUUGUUACGCAGAAGCUUUUAUCGUUAUCUCAGAUAUUCAGCUGAAAUGACACCUGAAUUUAUCAUGAAAUUUUCACAGGAAGAUCUCAUAACAAUUGUGGAAUAUCUCAACAGUGGCUUGCAAGCAGAUCAUGAGAAAGAUGAUCUAUUAUGUAAUCUGAAAGACCGUUUCGAAAAAGAGGUUUCAAUUAAUUCAGCACUUGCAAUAGCUCAUUUAGGUACAUAUUUUACCAAACAUCCAAGAAAUGGUACGGCAUUAAAAGUUUUUUCUCUUGUUAUCGAACCUACCUUUACAAUAUGCCUGAAUGCCCUGUGGCAAGAGGAUGUGCAAAGUUCAGCCACAUCAGCAGCCUUAUAUUCAUUACUGUGUUGCGAUGAGGACGGCUGCAAAACGUAUGUCAAAAAUUUGUUAUCUCGUGAAGCAAACCAUCCAAAUCGUUCGACUCUACGGAACGCUUUCCGAACAUUGAUGUUCCUUAGUCCAGGAAAACAUCCCAAUAAAUGUGAAAAACGCAAAUUUCAUGACCGUUUGAAGCAGUUCUUAACCAAAAUAGAGGGUCUGCUUGUUGUUUUCUGA